AUGCUCACCUGGGGGCAGCAACGACUUAGCAGCGAGGAUGAGCUUAAGAGGGUUCAGAUGCACGUCUACACCAAACCAGCGGGGUUUUUAGGCCGGCUUAUCGGCCGCGCCCUGCGCUUUCGUAUUGAAGACUUUUCGUAUAUCGUCAAUCGGAAAGACGGUGGUCUGGUUCGCGUCGAGGUCGGGGCGAACUCCAUCGUACCGGAGUGUGAGGUCUACCAGGAUGCCGUGCGAUCGGAGCGGGUGAGCCUCACCUUCUCCGAGACGACCCGUCUGAGGCGGCGGAUCAACACCAACGUCCUCAACGUCGCGCGCUACCCCGUGGCGGAGUUCGACGUCGAGAGCGACGAGCGGGAUGCGGUGAAAGGCGUGCUCCACCUCCACGGCCAAAGCCACCCCAUCAUCUGCGUGAAGCAAGUCGUCGCGCACGAUCUCCUCGUGCGCUGCCCGAUCUCGAUGAGUAAGUUCAACGUUCCGUCGUAUGGUAUUUGGUUGGGGCUUUUUAGUGUCGCCGAUGAGGUAGAUGUCGAGACGCGUAUUUCUCUGAACGCCUUGAAGUUAUAA
Molecule: messenger RNA, 564 nt
Organism: Phytomonas sp. EM1
Lineage: Eukaryota; Euglenozoa; Kinetoplastea; Trypanosomatida; Trypanosomatidae
Source: the annotation of a GenBank genome assembly